CGGCGGCGGCGGCGGCGGCGGCGGGAGGAGGCGAGGAGGAGGGGCCGCGCGCGGCGGUCCGAGGCGGCGGCGGGGACGCGAGGACGCGAGGACGCGGCUUUGUGCAGGCGGGUCGCGGGGCGCCCAUGGCGGAGUGCGGCCGGGGGGGCUCCGCCGGCGGGGCCCUGCCCACCUCCCCGAGCCCGGCCCUCGGCGCCAAGGGCGCCCUGAAAGCCGGAGCUGGGGAAGGCGGUGGCGGCGGGGGAGGUCGCCUGGUCCACGGGCGGGCGCGCUAUGACAGCGGCGGGGUUUCCAACGGAGACUGCAGCCUCGGCGUGUCCGGGGACGAAGCUCCGGCCAGCCCUGCCCGGGGACCUCGCGGCGUUGCGCUCGCCCCGACCCCCAACCCGGCCGCCUGUCCCUUUCCCCGGGAGAGCAAGCCUGGCGGCCUGCCCCGCCGGAGCAGCAUCAUCAAGGAUGGUACAAAACAGAAAAGGGAACGAAAGAAGACAGUGUCCUUCAGCAGCAUGCCUACGGAGAAGAAGAUCAGCAGCGCUAGUGAUUGCAUCAACUCAAUGGUGGAGGGUUCAGAACUCAAAAAGGUCCGCUCCAACUCUAGAAUAUACCAUAGGUAUUUUUUACUAGAUGCUGACAUGCAAAGCCUGAGGUGGGAGCCAUCUAAGAAGGAUUCUGAGAAAGCCAAGAUUGAUAUUAAAUCCAUCAAGGAAGUGAGAACAGGAAAGAAUACAGACAUAUUUCGUAGCAAUGGCAUUUCAGACCAGAUAUCUGAAGAUUGUGCGUUUUCAGUAAUAUACGGAGAGAAUUAUGAGUCACUUGAUUUGGUUGCCAACUCUGCAGAUAUUGCGAACAUCUGGGUUACAGGACUUCGGUACCUAAUUUCUUAUGGGAAACAUACACUCGAUAUGUUAGAAAGCAGCCAAGACAACAUGAGGACUUCUUGGGUUUCACAAAUGUUUAGUGAAAUUGAUGUAGAUAGCAUUGGACAUAUAACUCUGUGUAAUGCUGUGCAGUGUAUCAGAAACCUCAAUCCUGGCUUAAAAACAAACAAAAUUGAGCUUAAGUUCAAAGAAUUGCAUAAAUCCAAGGACAAAGAUGGUACAGAAGUCACAAAGGAAGAAUUUAUUGAGGUUUUCCAUGAGCUUUGUACUAGACCUGAAAUUUAUUUCCUUUUAGUUCAGUUUUCAAGCAAUAAAGAAUUCCUUGAUACUAAGGAUCUUAUGAUGUUUCUUGAGGCAGAACAGGGUGUGGCACAUAUAAAUGAGGAAAUAAGCCUUGAAAUUAUUCACAAAUACGAGCCAUCCAAAGAGGGCCGGGAAAAGGGCUGGCUCUCCAUAGAUGGGUUCACUAAUUACCUUAUGUCACCUGACUGUUACAUAUUUGAUCCAGAACAUAAGAAGGUCUGUCAGGAUAUGAAACAACCUCUGUCUCAUUACUUUAUAAACUCUUCUCAUAAUACGUACUUAAUAGAGGAUCAGUUCCGGGGUCCCUCUGAUAUCACAGGAUAUAUCCGAGCUCUUAAAAUGGGUUGCCGGAGUGUUGAAUUAGAUGUAUGGGAUGGGCCAGAUAAUGAACCGGUAAUUUACACAGGCCACACCAUGACCUCUCAGAUAGUCUUCCGCAGUGUCAUUGAUAUUAUUAAUAAGUAUGCAUUCUUUGCUUCAGAGUAUCCUCUUAUCUUAUGUUUAGAAAAUCAUUGUUCUAUCAAACAACAAAAGGUAAUGGUUCAACACAUGAAGAAAAUUUUAGGAGAGAAGCUCUAUACAACAUCACCCAAUGUUGAGGAAUCUUAUCUACCAUCCCCAGAUGUCCUGAAAGGGAAAAUACUAAUUAAAGCAAAGAAGCUAUCUUCAAAUUGCUCUGGAGUAGAAGGAGAUGUUACUGAUGAAGAUGAAGGAGCAGAAAUGUCUCAGAGGAUGGGAAAAGAUAAUGUGGAGCAACCCAACAGUGUGCCUGUGAAACGAUUUCAGCUUUGCAAAGAACUGUCUGAACUAGUCAGCAUCUGUAAGUCGGUUCAGUUCAAAGAAUUUCAGGUGUCAUUUCAGGUCCAGAAGUACUGGGAAGUCUGCUCAUUUAAUGAAGUGCUUGCCAGCAAAUAUGCCAAUGAAAAUCCAGGAGACUUUGUAAAUUACAACAAGCGUUUUCUUGCUCGGGUCUUUCCUAGUCCAAUGAGAAUUGACUCUAGUAACAUGAACCCUCAAGAUUUUUGGAAAUGUGGUUGUCAAAUUGUGGCCAUGAACUUCCAGACACCAGGACUGAUGAUGGAUCUAAAUAUUGGCUGGUUUAGGCAGAAUGGAAACUGUGGCUAUGUCCUUCGGCCAGCCAUCAUGAGGGAAGAAGUCUCCUUCUUCAGUGCCAAUACAAAAGACUCUGUCCCAGGAGUUUCACCUCAGCUUCUUCACAUUAAAAUCAUCAGUGGGCAGAACUUCCCCAAGCCCAAAGGCUCAGGUGCCAAAGGUGAUGUGGUGGAUCCUUAUGUCUAUGUGGAAAUCCAUGGAAUCCCUGCUGACUGUGCAGAACAAAGGACAAAAACAGUGCACCAGAAUGGAGAUGCUCCCAUUUUUGAUGAAAGCUUUGAAUUUCAAAUCAACCUGCCUGAACUGGCCAUGGUGCGCUUUGUAGUGCUAGACGAUGACUACAUUGGGGAUGAAUUUAUUGGUCAGUACACAAUUCCCUUUGAGUGUUUACAAACAGGCUACCGCCAUGUCCCUCUGCAAUCUUUGACUGGAGAGGUUCUCACACAUGCUUCUUUGUUUGUCCAUGUGGCUAUAACUAACCGAAGAGGAGGAGGGAAACCUCAUAAAAGGGGCCUUUCUGUGAGAAAAGGGAAGAAAUCCAGGGAAUAUGCAUCUCUGAGAACACUGUGGAUUAAAACUGUGGAUGAAGUGUUUAAGAAUGCCCAGCCACUGAUACGGGAUGCCACAGAUCUGAGAGACAACAUGCAGAAUGCAGUGGUGUCCUUCAAGGAGUUAUGUGGCCUCUCCUCAGUGGCCAAUCUCAUGCAGUGCAUGUUGGCAGUGUCCCCUCGAUUCCUGGGGCCUGAUAACAUACCCCUGGUCGUCCUAAAUCUCAGCGAGCCAUAUCCCACGAUGGAGUUACAGGGAAUUGUGCCAGAGGUUCUGAAGAAAAUCGUGACAACUUAUGACAUGAUGAUUCAGUCCCUCAAGGCACUGAUUGAAAAUGCAGACACUGUAUAUGAAAAGAUCGUGCACUGUCAGAAGUCCGCCAUGGAAUUCCAUGAACAUUUGCACAGCAUAGGCACCAAGGAGGGUCUGAAAGAACGAAAACUACAAAAAGCAGUGGAGAGUUUUACCUGGAAUAUUACCAUCCUAAAGAUCCACAGGUGACUCUGGGACAUUGGAGUUCGAGAAGUACUGGGCCACUUUUGAAAAUGGGAGCUCUGAUGUGUCAGUGAAGAACAACCAAUAUAAAACAGUGUGCCGUAUUUUAAAAGGAGGUAAUUAAACCAAAAACCUACAAUUAGGACACCUGUUUCUUUUGAAUUACAUUCAGAAAAGAGGAUUAACACCUCAGAUUUGAGUUUAUAUGGAAAUAAAUGUGUAGAGUGGGAUAAUAGGCCUUUUAAAACAUUACAGGAUAUUUCCUACAGCUGGUCAUUUGAAUAUAGUAAAAUUUAAGGAAUGGCAAGAAUUGACAAGAUCUGUGUGUCCUUUCUGUAUAUUAGAAUGGCUUUUUCCAUUUCUGUAUUUCAAAGCCUUUUAAACUUUAUUUAGAAGAAUGUAUCUUAUAGUCCAUGGCAUCUCCACAUUGUGUAGUUGUUAUAGUGGCAGUGAUUUUUCUUUCUUCAUAGUAAAAUACUGGUGCAUCUCCUAAGCCCUCGUCUUGCCAAUACUAACGAGGUAUGUCAGUAAGUAAAAUUCCACUCUAACUGCUCUUUUUAAUUUUUAGAAAAGUACUUAAUUUUAUUUUACUUAAUUUAACAGAAGAAAAGUAAAACAUAAAAAGGUUAAAUGAAUUGUCAAGCAAUUUUUACUAUAAAAGGUACUUCUUUCCUACAGAAUCUCUCUGAGGAUAAGAAAAGAGAUUGUUAACUCAGAUGUCAUGGCAUAACUUACGUAAAAUCAACACAAGAAGACUGAGGAGGAAGGAUUAUAAAUUGGGGCCCAUCCUGGGGAACUUAGGAACUUAGAUCUUAUCUCAAAUGUUUAAAAAAGGACUGAGGCUGUAGCUUAAUGGGAAAGCCCUUUAUUAAACUCCUAGUAGUGGGAUAAAGAGAAAGAGAUGAUGACACAUGCUAGGAGUUAUUUUGUUGAAUUUUUAAAGAGCUGCAUAUAUCAGUUAGAAGCAGUUAGCUUACCUCCUACUGUGAAAGAUGAGACUAGUACCACGCUAAUAUUUCUAGGUAGGAAACAUUGUUAUUUUCCCUGUUAUCCAAAUUUAAAAUGUUCCCAAGACAAUAAUUCCAUAUUUUUUGGUAUUAAAUUGGUUCACUAUCACCACUAGUCUAAGCAGCCAUCUCUGCCUUCCUGUGGCCAAAGGGAAUAGUAAUGAGAAAGCAUAAAGCUCAGCUGGGAUUUUGGACAUGCUCCUUUGAGGACCUGGACUCAACUUUUCUUCUCAGCAUUUAUAAAAUGUCCUCUUGUCAGAUUUCUCCUGCAUAACUGGGGGAGGGUGAAAUCCAUUCCCAUAGAUUUCCAAUUUUUUUUUUUUUGUCUAAUCCUCAAGAUCUUCUAGUAGAUAGCCAGCAUUGUUCUUUUUUUUUUCUUUGCAAACCUUACUGAGCUAUAAUUUAUGAAAAAUAAAAUUUACCAAUUUUAACCAUACAACUCAGUGAAUUUUCAUAAAUACAUAUAUUUAUAUAGCACCACCAUAAUGAUGAUAAAGUCUACCAUUCACAAGAAUUUCUUUGCAUCUCUUUGGCCACUGUUGAUCUGAGCUCUGUAUUUUCACCUGUUUCAGAAAGUAAUAUAAAUGGAAUUAUAUAGUAUAUAGUCUUCUGUGCCUGACUUCUUUCAUACAGUGUAACGCUUUUUCAUUUCAUGUAAAGUUGAUUGUUUCAGGAAUCUGUUUGUUUUUAUUGCUAAAUAAUGUUCCAUUCUACAGAUGUAAUACAUUUUGAUUAUACUUGUACCAGUUAAUAGAUAUUCGAGUUAUUUCCAGUUUUUAGCUAUUAUGAAUACAGCUACAUUGAACACUCAUGUAAAGUUCUUUGUUUGGAUGUGAGUUCUUACUCUUCUUGGGUGGAUACCUAUGAGUGGAAGAACUAACUGCAUUAUAUGGUACACAUAUGUCAAACUAUAAGAAACUGCUAAAUUGCUUCACAAAAAAAAAUAUUUCUGGUUUGUAUUCCUCUUAGGAGUGUUUAUGAGAGUUAUCAGAACACCUUGAUAACACUUAGAACUGUGGGUUUAGCCAUUCUUGUAAGUGUUUGGAGGUUGAAUGUAUUUUUUUUCUGUGUUUUUUAAGAUAUGGUGGGUCUUGAUGUGAUUUUCUUUGUGUCUUUAGCUUGGAAUUCGUUAAAAAAUUGACUAUGUGGGUUUAUAAUUUGCAGCAAAUUUAGAAAUUUUUUAAUUGUCAUUUCCUUAAAUAAGUCUAGUUAUACAUAUAUACUGCUUGAUACUAUCUCGUAAUACAUGGGAGCUUAUUCAUUUGG
This is a messenger RNA of Cavia porcellus (domestic guinea pig), 5611 nucleotides long. It is a transcript of the gene Plcl2, whose product is annotated as phospholipase C like 2. The transcript is spliced from 6 exons. The coding region runs from base 126 to 3344 and encodes 1072 amino acids. NCBI's taxonomy places the organism in Eukaryota, Metazoa, Chordata, Mammalia, Rodentia, Caviidae. The record is from RefSeq and is a predicted model, not a curated record. Gene Ontology annotation, biological process: phosphatidylinositol-mediated signaling; release of sequestered calcium ion into cytosol; lipid metabolic process. Gene Ontology annotation, molecular function: inositol 1,4,5 trisphosphate binding; phosphatidylinositol-4,5-bisphosphate phospholipase C activity; GABA receptor binding.